CAUGAUGUAACUCCAUCCCUGUCCCCUCCCCACGUCGCCGGCUUUAUUGUUCUUCGUGUCAGUUCUUGCUAGUGGACAUUUAAUUCUAAUUCACGUCUCACUCCCUCCCCCACUGUGAGCCCCACGUGGCAGAGACCCCUGCGGAGCCGCGCGGGCCGGAGGAGGCUGCGGAGCAUCGCUCUGACCUGAGCUGGGGACGCUGCGGAGGCGCAGCACGUUCCUCUGCCCAGAGCUGAUGGGCACCGGCCUGUCUUUUGCUGCAGGUCCCGGGGGAGACUCAGGGGCCUGGGAUCCCCCAUUUAGCCACAGGGCGGGGGGGAUCAGGUUCACUCUGAAAGUCCAGAGCACGAUGUUUGGGAAACGGCCCCGCCCGCAGCCUCCGGGACCGCGGGGCGCCCCUGCUACCACCCUGCGCGGCGUCGGCCCCGUCCCCGCGAGCGCCCGGAAGCCCCUGGCCGUGGGCCGCACCGGAGCUGCGCAAGGCGACUGUUCUGCGCCUCGCCUCGGGGUUCGGACCCGGCGCUGGGCGCGGUCACGCGGGGCGCUGCGCACGACGUCCGGCGGCCACAGAGCGCGGCCAUCGAGUCCCGCCCCGGCGCAGCGCCCCCUCCCGGGCCCGCGACACACGCCCUCGGGGUCGGUCCUCGAGGACACGCAGCGCCCCACGCACCCACCAGGACGCACGUUUUAAGCUCAUCAGUGAAGGUUCCUUAAAUUCCCGAAGGGCAAGAAGUUAACCAAGUAAAACAGCACCGGAACACCAGGAUCCCACGAGAGAUUCCGUUGUCACAUCUCCUUCCAGAGUUUGAACGGUGCUGAACUGUCAGCACCAUCUGUCCGGUCCCAGCAUGCCUUCUGAGACCCCCCAGGCGGAAGUGGGGCCCACAGGUUGCCCCCACCGCUCAGGGCCAUACUCGGCGAAGGGGAGCCUGGAGAAGGGGCCCCCAGAGGGUAAGGAAGCCAAGGAGCCCCUGUGGAUCCGGCCCGAUGCUCCGAGCAGGUGCACCUGGCAGCUGGGCCGGCCUGCCUCCGAGUCGCCGCAUCGCCACACUGCCCCGGCAAAAGCUCCAAAAAUCUUGCCAGAUAUUCUGAAGAAAAUCGGGGACACCCCUAUGGUCAGAAUCAACAAGAUUGGGAAGAAGUUCGGCCUGAAGUGUGAGCUCCUGGCCAAGUGUGAGUUCUUCAAUGCGGGCGGGAGCGUGAAGGACCGCAUCAGCUUGCGGAUGAUUGAGGAUGCUGAGCGCGACGGGACGCUGAAGCCCGGGGACACGAUUAUCGAGCCGACAUCCGGGAACACCGGGAUCGGGCUGGCCCUGGCUGCGGCAGUGAGGGGCUAUCGCUGCAUCAUCGUGAUGCCGGAGAAGAUGAGCUCCGAGAAGGUGGACGUGCUGCGGGCACUGGGGGCUGAGAUUGUGAGGACCCCCACCAAUGCCAGGUUCGACUCCCCAGAGUCACACGUGGGGGUGGCCUGGCGGCUGAAGAACGAAAUCCCCAAUUCUCACAUCCUAGACCAGUACCGCAACGCCAGCAACCCCCUGGCUCACUAUGACACGACCGCUGAUGAGAUCCUGCAGCAGUGUGAUGGGAAGCUGGACAUGCUGGUGGCUUCAGUGGGCACGGGCGGCACCAUCACUGGCAUUGCCAGGAAGCUGAAGGAGAAGUGUCCUGGAUGCAGGAUCAUUGGGGUGGAUCCCGAAGGCUCCAUCCUCGCGGAGCCAGAGGAGCUGAACCAGACAGAGCAGACAACCUACGAGGUGGAAGGGAUCGGCUACGACUUCAUCCCCACGGUGCUGGAUAGGACGGUGGUGGACAAGUGGUUCAAGAGCAACGACGAGGAGGCGUUCACCUUUGCCCGCAUGCUGAUCGCGCAAGAGGGGCUGCUAUGUGGUGGCAGUGCCGGCAGCACGGUGGCGGUGGCCGUGAAGGCCGCGCAGGAGCUGCAGGAGGGCCAGCGCUGCGUGGUCAUUCUGCCCGACUCAGUGCGGAACUACAUGACCAAGUUCCUGAGUGACAGGUGGAUGCUGCAGAAGGGCUUUCUGAAGGAGGAGGACCUCAUGGAGGAGAAGCCCUGGUGGUGGCACCUCCGCGUUCAGGAGCUGAGUCUGUCAGCCCCACUGACCGUGCUCCCGACCGUCACCUGUGAGCACACCAUUGAGAUCCUCCGGGAGAAGGGCUUCGACCAGGCGCCCGUGGUGGACGAGGCGGGGGUGAUCCUGGGAAUGGUGACGCUUGGGAACAUGCUGUCGUCCCUGCUUGCCGGGAAGGUGCAGCCGUCAGACCAAGUUGGCAAAGUCAUCUACAAGCAGUUCAAACAGAUCCACCUCACGGACACGCUGGGCAGGCUCUCGCACAUCCUGGAGAUGGACCACUUCGCCCUGGUGGUGCACGAGCAGAUCCAGUACCACAGCACUGGGAAGUCCAGUCAGCGGCAGAUGGUGUUCGGGGUGGUGACCGCCAUUGAUUUGCUGAACUUCGUGGCCACCCAGGAGCGGGACCAGAAGUGAAGUCCGGAGCGCUGGGCGGUGCGGAGCGGGCCCGCCAUCCUCGCCCACUUCUUCGCUUUCCUGAGCCCUAAACACACACGUGAUUGGUAACUGCCUGGCCUGGCACCCGUUAUCCCUGCAGACGGCACGGAGCAUCCGUCUCCCCUCAUUAACACAUGGCUUCCUAAAUGACCCUGUUUACGGCCUAUGAGAUGAAAUAUGUGAUUUUCUCUAAUGUAACUUCCUCUUAGGAUGUUUCACCAAGGAAAUAUUGAGAGAGAAGUCGGCCAGGUAGGAUGAACACAGGCAAUGACUGGGCAGGGGGGAUUAAAGGCAAAAGAGAGAAGAGUCCAGGAAGGGGGCGGGGAGAAGCCUGGGCGGCUGAGCAUCCUCCACGGGCAGCGCCGUCUGCUCGGGGCUGAGCCGGCGAGAGCAGUUUGAGAGUUUGGGUUUUUUAAUUGAGAUGAAAUUCAAAUAACCUAAAAAUCAAUCACUUUAAAGUGAACAAUCAGCGGCAUUUAGUACAUCCAGAAAGUUGUGUAGGCACCACCUCUGUCACGUUCCGGAACCUUCUGUCAUCACCCCAUGAAGCAAUCAUUUCCCCUCCUGUCUUCCUCUCCCCUGGCAACUGCUAAUCGACUUUGUGUCUCUGUUGUCUAAAAUAGGUUUUCCCUGUUCUGGACAUUUCAUAUAAAUGGAAUCACACAA
This is a messenger RNA of Nomascus leucogenys (northern white-cheeked gibbon), 3191 nucleotides long. RefSeq names its product cystathionine beta-synthase (gene CBS). The record is from RefSeq and is a predicted model, not a curated record. Gene Ontology annotation, cellular component: cytoplasm. NCBI's taxonomy places the organism in Eukaryota, Metazoa, Chordata, Mammalia, Primates, Hylobatidae. Gene Ontology annotation, molecular function: cystathionine beta-synthase activity; cysteine synthase activity.